Molecule: messenger RNA, 2618 nt
Organism: Crotalus tigris (Tiger rattlesnake)
Lineage: Eukaryota; Metazoa; Chordata; Lepidosauria; Squamata; Viperidae
Product: zinc finger and SCAN domain-containing protein 30-like
Exons: 7
Coding region: 299-2467 (722 amino acids)
Biological process (GO): regulation of transcription by RNA polymerase II
Molecular function (GO): RNA polymerase II cis-regulatory region sequence-specific DNA binding; DNA-binding transcription factor activity, RNA polymerase II-specific
Source: RefSeq, a predicted model, not a curated record
CCGCCGCCGCCGCCAUUGAAGCGCCGAGGGGCCGCGGGCGAAGGGCGAAGGGAGCGGAGCCGCCGGGCCUGUGCGCGCCGAAGAGCGGGACUAGUUCCGUCCCGUCGCCCCGCUCGCAGCAGCAGCAGCAGCAACCCGGCCGCCGCGCGCGCGCGCGCGCCCCGUCCGGACCUUCCCCGGCAGACGGUGCGCAGCAGCCGGGGAGGCGCCGCCGGGCCCGCUCGCCCCGGCCUCCCGACGCUUCCGAAAACCUGUGGCUAAAUCACAGUUUGCAAGGAUUGAGCAAAGCAGGGAAGUGAUGAAACGGCAAGGAUCCACCGGGUCCCCUCAGGGACGGCGGGAAGAGGCCGAGACCUUGAGCUGUGCCGUUCGGCUGGAAUACAUGGCGGAUGGUUUCCAAGGGGACGGAUCCCAGGAAGGCCAAAGGGAGACUUGCAAGACGAUGCAACAGCGCUGGGAAACCCAGUGGCAGGAGUUCCUGAGGACACUUCAGCCCAGUCAACCAGGGGUAAUAGAUCCCGUCCCGUCGGAAGCCUCCCCCUGGGAGGACCCCAAGGCCUUCCUGGCCUCCUUCGAGCAGGUGGCCCAAGCCUGCCGUUGGCCCCGAGCAGAGUGGGCGGCCCGUCUUCUCCCCGCUUUGAGCGGAGAAGCUGAGGAGGCUUUCCAAAGCUUGGAACCCAGAGAUGGGGAAGACUAUGCCAAAGUGAAGGCCGCCAUUUUGAGAGAGGAAGCCAUCAAGAUGGAGGCGCAACGGCAACACUUCAGACAGUUCUGCUGCCAGGAGACGGAAGACCCCCGGAGGAUCCACAGCCAGCUCCAGGAGCUUUGCCACCAGUGGUUGAGGCCGGAGAGACGCACCAAGGAGCAGAUCCUGGAGCUGCUGAUCCUGGAGCAGUUCCUUGCCAGCCUCCCAUUGGAUCUCCAGAGCUGGAUCCGGGCAGGAGGACCAGACACCUGUUCCCAGGCAGUGGCACUGAUGGAGGAGUUCCUGUUGAACCAGCAGGAGGACGAAACAAGGAAAUGGCAGGAGGUGUGCCUAGGUUCUCUAGAAGUGGAGGAGGAAGAGGAUUUGGACCCUGGAGACGGGCAGAUCUACAAAGAAGACGAGCUGAACAGCAGUGGGGAGACCAGUUUGCUAGACAGUGGAAUUAAAUGCCCGAGUCAUGCUAGUUCGUUGCUUUCUCUGGAAGGACCAGAAAUGAGUGAAACCGAACAAAAUGAAGGGUCAGUGAGCCUCCAAAAGACAGGUGUUCCUCUGCAGACCAUGGAGCAGGACUUGAUCCAGCCAGGACCACGGACUAUAUUCUGGCAAGUCCUGCAGGAGGAAAACGGCAACAUGGAUUGUCUGGGGGUCAAGAACAGAAACUGGAUCAAAAUGGAAACUUCUUUGUGUGGAGGAAGCGAUCCAGAGGAGACAUCCAGGACAGCGGCCCAGAUAAACACAGAGAAUGUGUCAAUGGAGGAUGACGUGCAAAAGGAAGGAUGUGACCGGAGAAGUUGGAUCAAGAUGGAAAAUUCUCAGCGGGGGGAGACGGUGCUGGAAGAAACACCGAGGACUUUAGCAGACAAUUCCCAGUGGACCUUUCCUGCCUCCUCUAAUGUUCAUGGGCUGAGGUGGGAAUUCCCGCUGGAUAAGACGUCAACAAAGGGGAAGAAUGAAUGGUGUGACCUCUCAGAUGAUCUUACCAUGGCUGUGGAGAAGAAUCACACUGUGCAGACUGAAGGGGCAAAGGUCUUGCUGUCCAAGCAUGGACAAAAAUGUGGCUAUAAAUCAGGAUUUGUUGAGAUGCAAGGCAAAUCCUGCACGUGUCCCUCUUUGGAGGAGAAGGCCCAGCAAACACGUUACUCGGAUAAACAUCAGAAGAUCCGUUCAGCUGAGCAAGAAGCUGAAGCCUUAGAGGCGAGGAAAGAGAUCCCGGGAGAUGAUUUGAUGGGGUACCCGAAAAAUCAGCCAGACGAGGAACUUCUUCAGCACUUAAAGGCUGGGAAAGACGGUAAUAACCGGAAGGCGGUAAAAAGAGAUCAAGGCAUUCAGACGGAAGGGAAGCGGUAUCAGUGCGCCCAGUGUGGAAAAUUCUUUCGACACAGACAAACCUUGACAAAACACCAGAAGAUCCACACGGGCGAGAAGCUGCACGAAUGUCUGGCCUGUGGGAAGGGCUUCACCUCGCGAGAACCUCUGCUGAGACAUCAGCGGAUCCACACGGGAGAGAAACCCUACGAAUGUUCCCAGUGCGGGAAAUGUUUUCGGCAGAGAGUCCACUUAAUGUGCCAUCAAAAAACCCACACGGGAGAAAAACCCUUCAAGUGUCCCGAAUGUGGGAGAAAUUUUUCUCGGAGGGAUAAACUGAUCAGGCAUCAGCGCAUCCACAGAGGCCAGCGGUCGUAUGCCCACACCGAACACGGGAAGAGUUUUGAUCCAAAGGCGGCCGUGCUCAAACAUCAGAGUGUCUUUGAAGGCCAAUGACAGACUUUCGGCUUCAUUCUUUUGCAGCCUACAGUAGUGGCCAAAAUUGUGGACACCUUUUGGGAAAAGUGUACAGUAGAAAUGCCACCUUUGGUUAAGUUUCCACCAUUUUUUCUUCUAAUUCCUUUAUAACUGUAGCCUCGUUCACUUA